This is a messenger RNA of Ustilago hordei, 1749 nucleotides long. RefSeq lists its product as uncharacterized. Gene Ontology annotation, cellular component: membrane. Gene Ontology annotation, molecular function: carbohydrate:proton symporter activity. The transcript has 4 exons. The record is from RefSeq and is a predicted model, not a curated record. Gene Ontology annotation, biological process: transmembrane transport; carbohydrate transport. Bases 1 to 1749 code for a protein of 582 amino acids. Lineage: Eukaryota; Fungi; Basidiomycota; Ustilaginomycetes; Ustilaginales; Ustilaginaceae.
AUGGAUUCCCCUGACUCCCUUACGCGUGCUCCUGCAACGCUCAUUGACAAUGCUGACAAGCUCAGCAAGGACGCUUCGCCGCGUGAUGUCUUCGAGACAAGCUCUAUCUGCGGGAUCGACUCCUCCGACUUUCCGGAAUUGCCAGAGCCGUCCUGGAGCAAGUAUGUGCCCAGCAUCUACAGUGAAAAGAGGGUUCUUAAUUUGUCAGCGUUUCAGAUGAAAUGGUCUGUUCAGGUCGUCGCCGGCAUUGCUGUGCUCUUCUUCGGUUUCGACCAAGGCGUGAUGUCAGGCGUAAACGAAUCAAAAGACUACCUGCGCCUGAUGGGUACUGCAUCAGGCGUUGAUGGCAACGAAACUCAACGAGACAGCGCAGCAAUUGGAGGCAUCGUCGCAAUUUACUAUCUUGGCACUUUGUUUGGCGGCCUUUUAGGCGGCUACAUGGCUGAUUCCGCCGGUCGUAUGAAGGCCAUCUUUCUCGGCUCGCUGUGGGUCAUCCUCGGUGCAUCUUUACAGGCUUCGGCUCAGAACAUCACCUGGAUGAUGUUUGCUAGAGUGAUCACAGGGUGCGGAACCGGAAUCUACAAUGCUGUGGUCCCUGUCUGGGUUGCAGAGCUUUCCAAGCACGACAAGAGAGGUCAGGCGAUCGGUUUCGAGUUUGUCUUUAACAUUCUUGGUCUUGCUCUCGUUUACUGGCUAUCUUUUGGCGUUCGUAACUUGGAGACAGGAGGCUUCAAUUGGCGCUUCCCGUUGGCCUUCCAGCUCGUCUUUGUGCUCAUGCUUCUUGUAUCGCUGCCUUUCUUCCCAGAAUCACCCAGAUGGCUGGCCAAGAUGGGUAGAGUAGACGAAGCACGCCGAAUUCUAGCUCGUCUACGCUCUACCCCAUACAACGAGCACGACAUUCACGUCGCUGAAGAGCUUCAAGAAAUCCUCGAUGUGGCUAAGCUUGAGCGUAUACGUCAAGAAAACGGAGAAGAUGGGUACAUCAGAAUGAUAGCCACUUCAGGAGGGAAGCUUCAUAUUCGACGCAGGAUUGUUCUCACAAUCUGGCUUCAGAUCUUACAAGAACUGGCCGGCAUCGGUGUCAUUACCGUCUAUGCACCGACUGUUUUCCGAUCAGGUGGUUUCAACGAUACCUUGGCUCGUUUACUCUCGGGGUUCAACGAUGUGUCAUACAUGUUUUCGGUCUUCAUCUCUGUCUUCACCCUUGAUCGUACAGGCAGACGAAAGACGUUGUUCAUUGGCAAUGUUAUCAUGGGAGUCAGCCUGUUCAUCGCUGGAGUGGCAGCAAAAUACGCACUUCAGUACGGCCCUGACUCGCCGACGGCGGACAUUCAGCUCGCCAAACAAUGGGGUGCUGCACUUGCCACCAUGAUCUUCAUCUACACCGCAGCCUUCGGUGGAAUCGGUUGGCUUUGCGUUCCUUGGUUGUACCCUACCGAAAUAUUCCCCCUCUUCAUCCGAGCUCGGGGUGGUGCGGUCAGUGUCUUCGGAUGGAGCUUGGGCAAUGGGCUGGUGACGGAGAUCACGCCGUUCUUAUUCAAUGCUAUCAAAUAUAACACCUUCAGCUUUUUGUUUGGAGCUCUCAACUUUUUCUGUAUGCCCUUCGUCUGGGCUUUCUAUCCGGAGACAAGCUGCAGGUCACUGGAGUCGAUGGACGAGCUGUUCGCAGGCGACUCGGCUUUCAUUGCUUUCGACAAACACUUGACAAUGGUGCCGAGGACGAAGGAGGACCAGAAAACGAAUGGGUAA